AUGUAUUUGUUGCUUAUUCCUGUACUUGCUCCUUGCAGCUCUUCAAAUCCAUGGCAUUUGCGGACGCCAGCUAGAAUAUAUUAUUCUGGAAAUAAGGUGGUUGAUUUGGACCAUCUAUUAAGUAACUGGGGUUAUUCAAGGAAGAGAUGCUUUAUAAGACUUGCUUUGUUAGAGCACAGUAAUGGUUACAGUCUUAAUCUCCGAGCAGUGGGACAUAGGAAAUGCUAUCUAAACUUUCGAAAAGCAAGGAGGAUGGGUAACCUAGUUCCGCUUGCAUCUGCUGAUGAUGGUGUCACAGUCAACGGGAGUCCUCAAGCAAGUACCAGCAGGGAUGUUGAGGCCAUAAAGGUCAAACUUAAUCAAUCACUUAAUGGUGAAGAUUCUAGCGAUGGACUGGUCCAAUUUUUACAUGAAGCAGCCAGGGUUUUUGAGUUAGCAAUUAAGGAACAGGGUUCAUUCUCAAAGUUGUCUUGGUUUUCAACUGCAUGGCUUAGUGUAGAUAAAAAUGCCUGGGUCAAAGCACUGUGUUAUCAGGCUUCAGUGUAUUCCUUAUUGCAAGCUGCAAGUGAGAUUGCAUCCCGAGGGGAUGGUAGAGACAGAGACAUAAAUGUUUUUGUCCAAAGGAGUUUAUUACGACAAUCUGCUUCCCUUGAGAGCUUAAUCCGGGAUCAACUAUCAGCCAAGCAACCUGAAGCUUAUGAGUGGUUUUUCUCUGAGCAAGUUCCAUUGGUGGUAACAUCCUUUGUCAAUUAUUUUGAAGGGGACUCUCGCUUUACUGCUGCAACUAUUGUGUCUAGGAAGGGAACACUCUUGGGGUCUAGCAACACAAGUGACAUAUCUCUUCUCAUGCUUGCACUGACAUGCAAUGCCGCAAUUACAAAGCUUGGGCAAGCAAAAGUAUCUUGCCCUCAAUUCUUUUCUACAAUUCCUGAUAUAACCGGCAGAUUGAUGGACAUGCUGGUUGAUUUUAUUCCUAUACGCCAGGCUUAUCUUUCUGUAAAGGAUAUUGGUCUGCGCAGAGAGUUCCUUGUUCAUUUUGGUCCUCGAGCUGCAGCAUGUAGAGUGAAAAAUGAUCGAGGUUCAGAAGAAGUUGUUUUCUGGGUGGAUCUUGUACAGAUGCAGUUACAGCGAGCUAUAGAUAGAGAGAGAAUAUGGUCAAGACUUACAACCUCUGAAAGUAUUGAGGUAUUGGAGAGGGAUCUGGCUAUAUUUGGAUUCUUUAUUGCCCUGGGUAGAAGCUCUCAAUCCUUUCUAUCAGCAAAUGGAUUUGAUGUUUUAGAUGAACCACUUGGAGGCUUUGUUAGGUUCCUGAUUGGGGGCAGCAUCUUAUACUAUCCUCAGCUUUCAUCAAUAAGUUCCUAUCAAUUGUAUGUAGAGGUAGUCUGUGAAGAGCUGGACUGGCUUUCAUUUUAUCCUGGCAAUUCAGGCACCCCUAAACAGUCUCACGGGCAUAAAAGUAAAUGGGAAGGACCUCCCAAUGCAGAAGCAAUCCCCCAAGUCCUAGAAGUAUGCCUUCAUUGGAUGCAGAGUUUUAUCAAAUACAGUAAAUGGCUGGAGAGCCCUUCUAAUGUUAAGGCAGCGAGAUUCUUGUCUAGAGGGCACAACAAAUUAGUGGAGUGUAUGGAAGAACGGGGUUUAUUGAAGAAUGAAAAGAUGAAAAGCUAUUCCGAUAAUACUGUUGAGAGGACUAGAUCUGGAACUCGUCCACCAACUGAGAAAGAAUUGGAUUCUUUUGACAAGGCCUUGGAGAGUGUUGAAGAAGCGGUGAUAAGACUAGAGAAGUUGCUUCAGGAUUUGCAUGUGUCAAGUUCUAACUCAGGAAAAGAGCAUAUAAAAGCUGCUUGUUCUGACCUUGAGAAGAUAAGGAAGCUCAAGAAAGAGGCUGAAUUUUUGGAGGCGUCCUUUAGAACCAAAGCAGCUUCCCUUAAGGAGGAAGGUAAUCGCUCCCGGUCUUCUAUUACCAAGCAGCAACAGUUCCUUAAAGGGAAAAACAGAAAGAAUGGUAACAUGAUGAUUGAUGGGGGCAACAGUAACUCUCGGGGAUUGUGGAGCUCCUUUAUGCGCCGUCCAACCAGAAAGUCCAAUCCUGAGUUGAUCGUGGAAGAACCUGAUAAUGAAGUUGUUGAGCAAACUGCUUCAAAUAUUGAUUUUGACGACCCAGAAUCAACUAAAAUCCAGCGUUUUGAACUUUUAAGGAAUGAGCUGAUAGAACUUGAAAAGCGGGUGCAAAGGAGUGCUGAUCAAUCAGAAAAUGAGGAGGAUAUUAAGCCUGCUGAUGAUAGUUCUACGUAUGAGGAUGACAUUGGAGCUGCUCAACUAGUCCAAGUUCAGAAGAAAGAGAAUAUCAUUGAAAAAUCGUUUGACAAGCUAAAAGAAGCUAGCACGGAUGUGUGGCAAGGAACUCAAUUGCUAGCUAUUGACACUGCUGCUGCUACGGGGUUGCUUAGAAGGGUCUUGAUUGGAGAUGAACUGACAGAAAAAGAAAAGAAAAUUUUGCGAAGAACUCUGACCGACUUAGCAUCAGUUGUUCCUAUUGGUGUCUUAAUGCUUCUUCCUGUCACUGCUGUUGGACAUGCAGCUAUGUUGGCUGCUAUUCAAAGAUAUGUACCAGCUCUGAUACCAUCGACCUAUGGACCAGAAAGAUUGGAUCUCUUGAGGCAAGUUGAGAAACUGAAGGAAAUGGAAAGCAGUGAAGACAGUUCCAACGAAAGCAUGGAGGAACUAGCUUGA
Molecule: messenger RNA, 2730 nt
Organism: Prunus armeniaca (apricot)
Lineage: Eukaryota; Viridiplantae; Streptophyta; Magnoliopsida; Rosales; Rosaceae
Source: the annotation of a GenBank genome assembly